AUGCCUCGCGCGCAAACACAAUCGCGGGCGCCGAAAGACCGCGGUGCGCGGAAGCCACCACCUCAGAGGGGCCCAAAGGGCCGCGGACUUGACGCUCUUUCUCGCGCAGAGGAACAGAUUCCUACCAAAUUGGGUGUACGACGCAACCGUCUCGGUGACUACGACGAUGGAACAUGGCGGAAGAGGCCCACAGGCGACGAGGACGACGAGGACGAAGACAACGAGGAACGCCCGAUCUACAAGCGCCGCCGAACUGAUGCAUCGGACGAAGGUGGCAGCGAUAGUGAAGGCCACCAAUGGAAGCUUGGACAAGUCGACAGUGAUGACGAUGAAUCUCUGGACAGUGACGAAGCGAUGGGAUCAAGUGACGAGGAGCGUUUUGAGGGUUUCACAUUCCGCGGAAGCUCUUCGAAUAAAUCCAAGCCCAAAGCAAAGAAAACCGACAAGAAGAAGCGGUCGGAGAUCAGUCUGUCCGAGGACGUCGACGAGUCUCAAGAGGAGGGGGACGAUGAAGACGAUGAGGAUGAUGAAGAUGGCAUUGAUCUGCUUACCGCCUGGGACAUGAACACCGCAGCCGAGGAGAAGGCCGCCCAAAAAGCCGAAGAGAAGGCAAGGAGGGCUGCAGAUGGCGAGGAUAGCGACGAGGAUUCAGGCUCGGAAGGCGACAGUGAGGAUGACCCCAGUGACGACGACACCGAUCUGUCCCUCUCAGACGACGAUGCGGACGAUCAGAAAAAUGGUUUGUCCAAGCUUCAGGACUUUGUCAAGUCUAUGCAGGCAGACGGAUCUAGAAAACCCAAGCAAAGAUCGCAAGAACAGGGCACGCCCACCGAAUACGGAUUGACAUCCUCUCGCAAAUUGACUGUCGCCGAUCUGCUUCCUUCCAUUACGGACUCCCGCCUGAAGAGCUCCCUCAAGCACGUCGAUGCCGCUCCGCAAGCAACAAAGUCAGGCAUUCUGGGCAAGCUGGACGCACCUUUGGCAAAGCGCCAACAGGAUAAGCUCGACCGUGCCGCCGCUUACGAGAAGAGCAAAGAAACUCUUGAUCGAUGGCUUGAGACGGUCAAGGCCAACCGCAAGGCCGAGCACCUCAUCUUCCCUCUUCCCGAUCCCGAUGCGCAACAGUUCCAUCGUCUAGAUGUGGCUAAGCCCAAGACCGAUUUGGAGACUACCAUUCAAGAGAUUCUGGUUGAGAGUGGAUUGGCCGAGGCCAACGGCAAGUCCACCGAAGAUCAGCUUCAAGGCUUUGAAGAGCUCAAGGCCCGCACUCUGCCUAUCGAAGAAAUCCAGGCUCGGCGGGCAGAGCUCAGAAAGAGACGUGACCUGCUCUUCCGAGAGGAGGUUCGUGCGAAGCGGAUCAAGAAAAUCAAGAGCAAGUCUUACCGUCGUGUUCACCGUAAGGAGCGUGAAAGACUGGAGCAGCAAGAGCGCCAGGCUCUCCUCGAAGCUGGUGUCGAUCUCGACGAGGCGGAGCGGGAUGAGAACGAGCGAAAGAGAGCUGAGGCACGCAUGGGUUCCAAGCACCGCGACAGCAAGUGGGCCAAGAGCAACAAGCAGACUGGUCGUACUGCGUGGGAUGAGGAAGCCCGGAACAGCGCCGCUGAUCAAGCUAUGAGAGAAGAGGAGCUGCGGAAGCGCAUCGAAGGAAAGCGUGUCUCUCGUGGAGACGAAGAUUACCUGGGUUCGUCAAGCUCGGAGUCUGAGGAUGAGGAUCCAUGGGCAUCGGAUGCUGAGGACCGCGAGAAGCGUAAGCUGCGCGAGAAGCUCGCGGCUCUGGAAGGCGAGGCUCCCGACGAGGAAAUCAAGGGCCCUCAUUCUGCUCUUUUCUCCAUGAAGUUUAUGAAAAACGCAGAAGCCGCUCGCAAAGAAGAGAAUGACGCCGAGCUUCGUCGACUCAAUCGUGAACUCCAUGGCGAAGAGUCGGAGUCUGAGGCUGAGUCGGAGACAGGACGACGCAAGUUCGGUCAGUCCGACAAGGCAGAAGCCAAGUCCCAGGCGAAAGCUCUUCCCAAGGACGUCCUUGAAGACGCAAUUGACUCGGACGACGAUGCCCGCCGGCCUGAACAGGAUGUUGAUAUCAUUGUCGACCGUCCCGGAAAGCAGAAGUUUGCUACUACAUCUGCCCCAAAGACCAUUUCUCGAUCAACACAGAAGAUGUUCAGCCAAGAAACUGAGCCAUCGGCUGAAGAAGAAAACCCCUGGCUCGUGCAAACCGAACGCACCAAUCGCCGACGCACCGGUACGGAUGCUCAGGAGACGAUUGACAUUUCUCUCGAUGCCCAACAACCCCAGGUCUCCCAGGCCAACGCUCCCAAGAAGGGCAAAGCCGUCAAAGCAGUGCCUUCCCAGCAGCGUGACGAAGGAAAUGACAGUGACGACGACAAUGUUCCUGUUCUGUUGAAGAACCACGAUCUCGUGAAGCGAGCGUUCGCCGGCGAUGAGGUGGUGCAAGACUUUGAGCAGGAGAAGAUGGACACCAUUGCAGAUGAGGGCGACAAGGUUGUGGACAACACGCUUGAAGGAUGGGGCAGCUGGGCCGGUGAUGGUAUCAGCAACAGGGAGAAGAAGAGGCAAAAGCGCAACCUCACCACGGUGGAGGGCGUGAAGCCGGAGAAGCGCAAGGAUGCUAAGCUGUCUCGUGUCAUCAUCAACGAGAAGCGUAUUCAAAAGAACAAAAAGUACAUGGCUAGCCAGUUGCCUCAUGAGUUUGAGACCAAGGCGCAAUACGAGCGGUCGCUGCGCAUGCCUAUCGGUCCUGAGUGGUCUACUAAGGAGACCUACCAGACCAGCACCAAGCCUCGCGUGAUGAUCAAGCAGGGUAUCAUCAAGCCCCUGGAGAAGCCUACUGUCUAA
Penicillium subrubescens is the source of this 2853-nucleotide messenger RNA. Its product is annotated as UTP14 family protein. The record is from RefSeq and is a predicted model, not a curated record. Gene Ontology annotation, biological process: rRNA processing. NCBI's taxonomy places the organism in Eukaryota, Fungi, Ascomycota, Eurotiomycetes, Eurotiales, Aspergillaceae. The transcript has 2 exons. The coding region runs from base 1 to 2853 and encodes 950 amino acids. Gene Ontology annotation, cellular component: small-subunit processome; nucleolus.